Capronia epimyces CBS 606.96 is the source of this 2067-nucleotide messenger RNA. RefSeq lists its product as uncharacterized. Bases 1 to 2067 code for a protein of 688 amino acids. NCBI's taxonomy places the organism in Eukaryota, Fungi, Ascomycota, Eurotiomycetes, Chaetothyriales, Herpotrichiellaceae. The record is from RefSeq and is a predicted model, not a curated record. Gene Ontology annotation, cellular component: cytoplasm. The transcript has 8 exons.
AUGACGGCCAUUACGCCCCAGGUCGCCGUGGUUGAUUUCCACCAUGCUCGCGGCCCCGAAGUCGAGUUCUGGGUGGACGAUGAAGGCGAACAGCUGGCGCAACGCAACGACUGGUCCUUGUUGCCCUUUAUGGCUCUGUCGGACGGGGCGCACGCCAUGACCGAGGAGUUUUCCUACUUUACCCUGCUGCACGGCGGCGGCAAAAGCGCGACCGCCCGUACCCCCGGCGUCCCAGCCAGAACGAGCCUGUUUGGCAUCGCAUGCACCCGCCAGGUCAGGGCGGACCGGCUGAAGCGGCGGUCGGCAGACGUGACGCGCUCCACGGUGCAGAAGGCCGUCGUGGUCAUUUCGCCCACCGCCCGAGGCUUAGGUGAGCUGAGACAGCGACUCGGAGCGGUCACAGCUGCGUGGUUUGCACAAGAGGAUUUCUCCGACACCACGAUCUUGAAGGAGUUUCAUGCGAGCCUUGCCCGAUCGCCGGCCGUGCAUGAGGAAGGCAAGGAUCAUUACUUUGGCCUCUCGUUGAGAGAGUUGAUCUACGAAUUUCGACAUCACACAUUGGCGCUGGUCAAGUGUCUCUUGCUGCAACGGAAGAUGCUCUUCUACGGCUCGAGAUGCGAAAGACUGUGCAUGACGCAGUUUGCCCUCAUCUCCCUCAUUCCCGGCCUCGUGAAGAACCUUCAGGACGCUGCGGAUCCAAGCCUUGACACCUACGCCCAGACGGCCACGAGAGCGACGGCAUUGAGGACCAGUGAGAGGGGUUCAUUGCUUGCAUAUAUGGGGUUGCCUCUACAGAUAUUUGGCCGGGGCUCAUUCUUCGGCCCAUAUACACCCCUCCAGCAACUCGAUAUCCUUGCUGACUACGACACCAAAUCAUACGUGGUCGGGUCGACAAACAGCCUGCUACUACAGCACAAAGAGCGGUAUAGCGACAUCCUGAUCAACCUGGACGAAUCCAACAGCAUCACCGUCACGUCACCGUCUCUGCGCAGCGCCCUGGUUUUGUCUCCUGCGGACAGGCGAUGGAUGGACCAGCUCAGUCAGACGGUGCUGGACACCUGGGACCCGGAGAACCCGUCACGACCCAAGAACAUGGGCUACGCGGGGUCCGAGGACGCGAUCCGACUCCAAUUUGAAGAAUAUCUUCUCUCGCUGCUCUCCAGCAUGGCGUAUCAAGUUUACCACGAGUCCCAGCCCGAGGCGGCAGUCCCGGCGUCUGUCGCUAACACAGAGCAGUACCCAGAUCCCGGCGACACUGCGGCCGACUUCAACCCGGAGUUUCUGGCCAUGUGGCGGGCGACGCACAACUUUGCCCUCUUCGACCGGCUAACACGCGACAACCGGAUCUUCGACAUGAUCGAGCCCCGCCACCCGACUGCAGGCGGCUUGAGCGUCGAGGACGUCCAGCGCCGGCUGCAGCAAAGCGUAGCCGAUUUACAUCUCGACGAGCGCGUGCGCGGGGGCCGCGAGCAGCUCGGCAAGACCUUCGCCGUCGGCCGUGAGCGAGUCGGGGCCGGCGUCGCGCGCUUCUGGGCAGAGGUCGAAAAGGCCCGCGAGCAGCGGCAGGCCAAGCGGCAAAGCCGGAGUCCAAGCACUGGUCACGCAAGGCUCAGUAACGACGUCGAGAGGGAGGAGGAUGCUGGUUCUGUGCAGCCACCGGCGGCAGCAACGUCCACAAUCACAUCAACACCCACAACGCAGACGACUUCUCAUCAGCUAGCCACGGCCACGGACACUCCGCCGUUGUCGCCGUCGUCACCUAUCAAGGCCUCAGGGGCCGGGCCCGGGUGGGCUGCCUCUCUCCGGGACCGCACGUCGCGCUCGCAGUGGCAGAAACCUACGGUCGACACGGCCCAGCUGCAGGCAGCGGCGCGCGAGAACGCCGCCAAGGCCGGUGCGUAUCUGAGUAGCUGGGGAUCAUGGGCAAAGGAGCGAGUCCAGCAGGGAAGAGGAGGAGAAGCAGGCGGUGGUGGUGGAGGACCAGCGCUGGCAGCUGGCCCAGAUUCGGACUCACUCAGCGAUGCCGGCACAGGCAGAGGAAGCACUGCCAGAGAAGCAGGCCGGUAA